Messenger RNA from Peromyscus californicus insignis, 2205 nucleotides. RefSeq names its product oocyte secreted protein 1 (gene Oosp1). NCBI's taxonomy places the organism in Eukaryota, Metazoa, Chordata, Mammalia, Rodentia, Cricetidae. The coding region runs from base 587 to 1078 and encodes 163 amino acids. The transcript has 13 exons. The record is from RefSeq and is a predicted model, not a curated record.
AGACAAAUUAAAUUACUAUUGGUACACUCUGGAUCAUUUCUGACGGAGGUGACUACCAGUGUGGGGCGCGAGUUCCACUAAAUGGGCUCCCGAGGGAGCUAGCAGGGACUCGGAGCACGGCUCCCGCACAUGACUGGGACCCAGGGAUCCUCAUAGCGGACGGAGGUGGCGGCAGGAAAGAGCAGGACUCAUCAGAAUCCACCUUCAGCUUAAGACAUUUGGUCUUUUUAUGAAAAGACAUGAAGAGAAUGUUCCAAAUUGUACUGGGGAUUCAUCUCAAAGCCUUUUGAUUGCUAGGCUAAGGCACUAGGUUGGCAAUACCAAUGUUACAUAGGUAUUAAGACAAGAACAGGAAACAACACUUGAAAAGACUUUUCAGAUGGCACCAGUUCUGCCUGAGAUUAACUGUGGUGGUGAUUUGGAAUGGAAGCAGAGGCCUUGCUACUUGAAGUGUAGUCAUAGAGAAUCAUUGGCAUCACUUGAGAGUUUAUCCCAACUGCACCAUCUCUGGGUCUGACCCCCACUUCUGCGAUAGCUUCUGCUUUGUGACAAGUUCUUCUGUGGGGUUUGAUCUCCAAUCUGAGCAAUGAAGUCUUUCCUGGGUCUGCGGUGGCUCCUUCUGCUUCUUUUCUUUAUGAGAACUUGGACUGAUGAUUGGGCAGCCUAUCGUCUACAGUGCACCAAUCAUUGGUUCUAUCUCAGGGUUAAGGCCACGCUAUUCCCCAAUAUUUUUAUGGAACCUGAUGAAGUGUUUUUAGGAUUUGGCUGUCCCGUGAACACCGUCUGGCCAAACGAUGUCUAUGACUUUACCUACCGUACUUACUCCUGCGGCAUUGUCAAUAAAGUUCUUUGUGAUGUCACUCUGCUUCAGACUAAACUUACAUAUAUCUCAAAAAACUCUACUACACGAGCUGAGAUGCAUCUGUCGUGUGUUAUGCACAGUCGGUAUCCUCUGUUCUGUGAAGCUGAAAGUAAAGGAGAUUUCACUGGCAAUCCUCCUGCAUGGGAAGUAGAUAUGACAAUGCCCAGAAAUGAGCAACCUGCUCCUGCAGUCCCACCAAAUAAAUGUAUCCUGUGACAUAUACGGGGUCAAGGUGGAAGUGAUAUAUUUUUAUGAUGUGGGAGACCUGCUACUUCAAGCCCGUGAUCUCUCCCUAGGAUGUGGCUGUCCAGUCUCCUACAUUGAUCACUACACUGAUCAUGAAAUAUUUGUGUUUGUUUAUCUUCUAAAGUCCUGUGGCAUCAGGGUUCAUGAAUUGUCAAAAGGCAUACUCAUUGAAAGUUCAAUCACAUAUGCUUCAGUGCAGCUGAGUGUCACUCUUCAAAUACCAGUGUCUUGCUUCAUUCCAAGGAACACUUUACCCUUGUUGGAUCAGAAACGUCCUCUUUUAGUUCAGUAUGGGGAUUCAACUGAAGACUUUGAAAGAUACUAUAAGUGUAGACGCUUCAAAUUUGAUGGCCUCAUGAGGAUUCCACAGCUUCUUUGGAAUACAACUAACAAUGUCCAUGACCACCAUCCUUUACCCUUUUCAGUGGGAUAUUUUUUUAAGCAAGAAAUUUGUCAUGCUGUUCACAUAUAAGAAUAGUUUCAGUGGGGUCAAGGGCUCUCCUGGAUUUUAAAUUUGUUACAGAGAUACUUUUAAAUAAAGUUUAGUGGUUCUUUUUUUAAAAUAAAAAAUUGUAUUUAUUUGGAAGCAUUCAGAAUGUCAACAAAACAGCUGCAAUUCUUUUUCAAUUACAGAGUGGUAUUCAUUUAACAGAACAAUUAUCUUCAUAUAAGAUGCAUCAGAGACAACUGAAGAUGAAAAAAAACCCAACCCAACCCAACCAAAACAAAAACUACUGUCCCCAUAUAUAACUAAUUUGUGCUGUGCACCAACAAGGACCUGCUUUAAAUUUUCAUGCCGAUUUACAACCCCCAGACUGUACCAGGCAAGGUUAGUGGCUAUUGAAAACACCACCAGACAGGGCUCUCUGAAGACACAUUCGAUAGUGUGUUAACUAUACAAAAAGAGACACUGUACUGUUUAAAAACAAAUCUUACACAGCAUUACAUUUCAAUUUUUUUCUUUAAAAGAAGUGAGUUAUGUGUGUACAGGGGGGUUAAAUACUUUAUAGAAAAAGUGCGAUAGAACUGCGUCUUCCUCCUCUUCCUCAUCCUCUUCAUCAUUUCCUCCUCCUUCUUUUCCUUGCUCUUUUAAGCCU